This is a messenger RNA of Pterocles gutturalis (yellow-throated sandgrouse), 1920 nucleotides long. It is a transcript of the gene MAPK8IP3, whose product is annotated as mitogen-activated protein kinase 8 interacting protein 3. The transcript has 16 exons. Gene Ontology annotation, biological process: vesicle-mediated transport. Lineage: Eukaryota; Metazoa; Chordata; Aves; Pterocliformes; Pteroclidae. The record is from RefSeq and is a predicted model, not a curated record. Gene Ontology annotation, cellular component: cytoplasm. Gene Ontology annotation, molecular function: JUN kinase binding; signaling receptor complex adaptor activity; kinesin binding. Bases 1 to 1920 code for a protein of 639 amino acids.
AUGUCCGAAUCUGGACAGUCCUCAGCAGCUGCCACGCCGAGCACCACUGGAACCAAGUCUAACACUCCAACAUCGUCUGUGCCCUCUGCUGCCGUCACACCCCUGAACGAGAGCAUCCAGCCCAUCAGUGAAUACAAUGGCACAACCAAGAGCAAUAAGAGGGCACGAGAAAAGCGGAACAGCCGGAACAUGGAAGUCCAGGUCACGCAGGAGAUGAGGAAUGUCAGCAUAGGCAUGGGCAGCAGUGAUGAGUGGUCUGAUGUUCAGGACAUCAUAGACUCUACUCCAGAGCUGGAUAUGUGUCAAGACCCCCGCCUGGAACGCCCUGGUAACAGCCCAACGCAGGGGAUUGUGAACAAAGCGUUUGGCAUCAACACAGACUCUCUGUAUCAUGAACUUUCCACCGCGGGGUCUGAGGUUAUCGGAGAUGUUGAUGAAGGAGCAGAUCUGCUAGGGGAGUUCUCAGUACGGGAUGAUUUCUUUGGAAUGGGCAAAGAAGUGGGGAAUCUGCUGUUGGAGAACUCGCAGCUACUGGAGACCAAAAAUGCUUUGAACGUUGUGAAGAAUGAUUUGAUUGCCAAGGUGGACCAGCUGUCUGGAGAGCAGGAAGUGCUGAAGGGAGAGCUUGAAGCAACAAAGCAGGCCAAAGCCAAAAUGGAAACCAGAGUCAAGGAGCUGGAGGAGGAGCUGAAAAGAGUGAAAUCUGAAGCGAUUGUUGCCCGACGAGAACCCAAAGAGGAGGUGGAGGAUUGCUCCUCCCCCCUGCAGGACAACAUUCCCAUAGCUCAGCGCCGCCGCUUCACCCGCGUGGAAAUGGCCCGGGUUCUGAUGGAGCGCAAUCAAUACAAAGAGAGGUUAAUGGAGCUCCAGGAGGCUGUCAGGUGGACGGAGAUGAUCAGAGCUUCCCGUGAGCACCCAUCCGUCCAGGAGAAGAAGAAAUCCACCAUUUGGCAGUUCUUCAGCCGUCUGUUCAGCUCUUCCUCAAGUCCCCCACCAGCAAAGAGGACCUACCCAUCUGUGAACAUCCACUACAAGUCUCCAACAACAGCAGGGUUCAGCCAGCGUCGCAGUCACACCAUGUGCCAGAUCUCCUCCGGCAGCCGCACGCUGGAGUUCUUCCCUGAAGAUGACUGCACGUCCUCAGCGCGUCGCGAGCAGAAACGGGAGCAGUACCGCCAGGUCCGGGAGCACGUGCGGAAUGAUGACGGGCGAUUGCAGGCCUGUGGCUGGAGCCUCCCUGCCAAGUACAAGCAGCUGAGUCCCAAUGGUGGUCAGGAAGACACUCGCAUGAAAAAUGUCCCCGUGCCUGUCUAUUGUCGCCCACUAGUAGAGAAGGACCCAACCAUGAAGCUGUGGUGUGCAGCUGGAGUCAAUCUUGCGGGAUGGAAACCUUUGGAGCAGGAGCCUGGGAAUGGGCAGAAAUUGGAUCCUGGACAUGAUCCCCUCACCUGUGAUAGGGAAGUGGAAGGCGAGAACAACAAAAGUAACCAUACAUCUCCUGAAAAGAAAAAGGCAAAGGAGCUCCAUGAAAUGGAUGCCACAUCCAGUCGUGUCUGGAUCCUCACUAGCACACUGUCAACAAGUAAAGUUGUAAUUAUUGAUGCUAAUCAGCCGGGCACAGUGGUGGACCAGUUCACUGUCUGCAAUGCUCAUGUACUCUGCAUCUCCAGCAUCCCUGCGGCCAGUGAGAGUGAUUAUCCUCCAGGCGAGAUCUUUCUGGAGGGAGAUGUAAAUCCUGAAGAGUCGUCUGGAACAGAUGGUGUCUUGGCAGGAAUCACUCUGGUGGGCUGUGCAACCCGCUGCAAUGUGCCACGAAGCAACUGUUCCUCGCGUGGUGACACACCUGUGCUGGACAAGGGACAAAGUGAGUAUUGGGACAUAAAGCUUCACGGCUGUCGAAUUAUAGCUAGCCCUAUAUGA